Messenger RNA from Habropoda laboriosa, 1542 nucleotides. RefSeq lists its product as uncharacterized. The transcript is spliced from 4 exons. Gene Ontology annotation, cellular component: cytoplasm. The coding region runs from base 1 to 1542 and encodes 513 amino acids. Gene Ontology annotation, biological process: multicellular organism development; proteasome-mediated ubiquitin-dependent protein catabolic process. Lineage: Eukaryota; Metazoa; Arthropoda; Insecta; Hymenoptera; Apidae. The record is from RefSeq and is a predicted model, not a curated record. Gene Ontology annotation, molecular function: ubiquitin protein ligase activity; ubiquitin conjugating enzyme binding.
AUGUCCAUUAUAUCUACUUCAGAAUUUUUAACUGAAGCAGCAGGUGUCAGGAUUUAUAAGACAAAAGACUGUACAUUGAUUGACUCAGCGUUUACUAGUAAAAUUUGUGUGACAUUAGAAAAUAUAAGACAAACUAAAGCACUUGGUAAAUCUUGUGGGUUCAACCUAACGAAAUCAAAGUGGGAUCCUUAUCCGUGGAUAAGUUACGUUGAAAUCGGUAGUCUCGCUGAUACUGCAGGUCUCAAAGCUGGUGAUUGUUUAAUUAACAUUGGUGAACAUGAUUUAAUAGGAUUAAAGAUAAAAAAAAUAGCAGCAUUGAUUCACCAUUAUCAGGAAUGUAAUUUAAAGUUGUUUAUUUGGAGAUGCAUUGAUGAGGAAGAAGAACGAAAAGAGACAGGGGUAGCUGUAAAAGGACCAUUGUCAGAAGUGGCUAGUAAGCUUGCAAAUGCACUUUCUGGAGUUGUACAAACUUUGGAAUGCCCAGUUUGUUUGGAAAGCUCAUUGCCUCCAGUCUCUCAAUGCAUACACGGUCACAUCAUUUGCGUCGGAUGUAGACCGAGGACACUUCGCUGUCCAAUUUGCAGAGUUAGAUUGGGUCGAGGUAGAUGUUUACUCGCGGACAAAUUACAUAAAAUAUUUCGUGACGUUUUCAACAUAAAGGAUAAUUUAUCCGAUAACGUAGAAUGUCAGACGAGAAAUCUUCGAGAUCGGCUCUUUGGCAAGAAUAAAAAGAAUGAAGUCAUGAGGGUAACAGGGAAAAAUAACGGUACAAAUCUGAAAACGCGUCAAUUGUUAUUAAAUAAAUUGUUUCGUGGGGGAUUGGGAAAAGCUGCCUCAGCAGACAAUUUAACAGUAGUUCCCAACGAACCAUCAAACGAAGAUGAUGCGUCAAUAAGUAAUUUAAAUUUUGAUGAGCGGUUAAAUUUGUACGACCGAACGAAAUCUGCAAGUACUGGAGAAUUAUCAAGAGAAACUAUUACGAAUGUUAUUAACGGUCAAAUUAAUGCAACAGGCACAGCAAUAUCAAGUACUAAUAGUUUAAUGUCUAACAUAUCACCUACAUCAGUUUGGGGAGACUCUAUGGAUUUUGUAUUCUCUAAUCAAAUAACAUGUCCUCUUUCAAAGCACAGUGGCUGUAAAGAAAACAUUACAUCUGAUGUAGUAUUGGAACAUUUGAGUGAAACUCAUAAAAUACCACAAGUACAUUUUUAUUCUCCUUAUGCAAAGCUUCCAAUGCCUCUUCCAUUUGGUUCAGAAGCUGUUUAUAUAUUACACUCUGGAGAGGAGUUAUUUUUCUUUCAGUGUGAAGAUGAAACUAUUUGGAUCAGUAGUACCAUAGGAGGGAAAAUUAUAUGGGAAUGGAGUUUGUAUGCUCAAGGGCAAAAUGGUACUGAAAUAAAAAUACGCAGAAGUGUUGCAAGCCUUGUAAAUCCUAUGGUGUUAUCAUCACAACACACUGCACCUUUACCUAAUGCUUUGUUAUUGCAUACAUUGGACAUUCAAUUAAUAAAAUGUCGUUUACAUGAACAGCUAGAAAUAUAA